Messenger RNA from Sardina pilchardus (European sardine), 5155 nucleotides. RefSeq names its product leucine-rich repeats and calponin homology (CH) domain containing 3 (gene lrch3). NCBI's taxonomy places the organism in Eukaryota, Metazoa, Chordata, Actinopteri, Clupeiformes, Clupeidae. Gene Ontology annotation, molecular function: protein binding. The coding region runs from base 48 to 2369 and encodes 773 amino acids. The record is from RefSeq and is a predicted model, not a curated record. The transcript is spliced from 21 exons.
UAACGCCUGUCGUCGGACAGACAGAUUCAGUGGGAGUUAGCUGUGUAAUGGCGGCCUCGGUGUUGCUGUCUGCGGAGAACACCGUACCCACUUUUGCGGUCGGCAAUCCCGGAGCGGCAGGGGCCUCCGGUAAUGGAGUAGGGGCAGCUUGCCCCGCAUCUUGGAAUCGUUCGCUGGACCGGGCGUUAGACGAAGCAUCGGCUACUGGUUGCCUGAAUCUCAGUGGCAGGAAACUGAAGGAGUUCCCGAGGAGCGCCGCCAACCACGACCUCACAGACACAACUCGGGCCGAUCUGUCCCGGAAUAGGCUGCCUGAGUUGCCAGUGGAGGUGUGCAUGUUUGUGUCCCUGGAGAAUCUGAACCUGUAUCAGAACUGCCUACGCUCUCUGCCUGACAGCCUAGUCAACCUGCAGGCUCUCACCUACCUAAACAUCAGUCGGAACCAGUUGUCCACGUUACCCGCUCCAGUGUGCAGCCUGCCGCUGAAGGUCCUGAUCGCCUGCAACAACAAGCUGGUGUCCCUGCCCGAGGAACUGGGCCAACUCCGACAGCUCACUGAACUGGACGUGAGCUGCAAUGAGAUCCAGACUCUGCCUUCCCAAGUGGGACAGCUGGAGGCUCUGCGGGACCUUAACAUCCGCAGAAACCACCUGGCACGCCUGCCCCCAGAGCUGGCAGAGCUGCCUCUGGUGCGUUUGGAUUUCUCCUGUAACAAGGUGACGUCCAUCCCCGUCUGCUACCGCAACCUCCGACACUUACAGAGCAUCGUGCUAGACAACAACCCCUUACAGAGCCCCCCUGCACAGAUCUGUAUAAAGGGGAAGAUCCACAUAUUUAAAUAUCUGAACAUGGAGGCGUGCAAGACAGCACCUGACCUCCCAGACUACGACAGGAGACCACUAUUCGGGAACUGUGUGGAGGAGCUGUAUCCCGGCCGGCCUUAUGGAGCACUGGACUCUGGCUUCAACAGCGUGGACAGCGGAGACAAGAGAUGGUCAGGCAAUGAGCCGACGGACGAGCUGUCGGACCUGCCUCUGAGAGUGGCGGAGAUCACCAAAGAGCAGAGGCAGCGGAGGGAGCGAGAGAGGGAGCGCGGCGACGAGAGCAAACACAGCUCAGGCGUCGCCAACGGCACAUUGGAGACGGAGAUCGAGCAGAUCGAUUUCAUCGACAGCUGUACAGGUGAGGAGGAGGAGGAGGAGGGCCGCAGCAGCAGGAGCCGGACGUCAGACGCCGUCAGCCUCAGCUCCCAGUUCAUGGCCUACAUAGAGCGGCGGAUCACCAGAGAGGGUUCUCCUGUGAAGUCCGGCUCUUCCAGAGACACAAGGACAGAUGACCCGAGGCGACACGGUUCCCUCCACAACAGAAGUGUUCCAGAUGGAGCAAGUCCCACAUCCUCUACAGCACAGGGCCAGAGGUCAGGGGUCGGUGUGGAACGCGUGCGGCGGGAGGCCCAGCUGGCAGCACUGCGGUACGAAGAGGAGCGGCACAAAACGCGCUCCGUCCAGAGGGACGCCGUCAUGAGCUACGUCAAGCACAAAGCCACCCAGAGCCCCACUAAGCUGAGCCCCACAGACGGCGAGACUGUGUACCCCUCCAGACGCUCUACCCACACGGAUGACUCCGCCCUUUUCAUGUCUCUGCCUGGGAUGUCCAUGGAUGGGUGUGUCUCUCAUGGCUCAGACACCGCCCCCUCCUGUCCACUGCAGCAAGGGGAAGACCGCUCAUCAUUGGCACCCACAGCCCUCCAAUCACCCUCUCACCCCGGCCCCACUGCACCGCCCUCCUGCCGCGGUCCCGCCCCGAGACCCGACAGCUUCCUGUACCGCCUCAGCCAGAGAGAGGAGAAGAAGAGAGGUGACUCAACUGUGCCUCGGUCAGAGCCUGAGGAAGCCACACCCACCCCAACCCAGGUGCUUGUGGGAGAAGAGGCGGAGCUUGUGGAUCAACUGAGAAAGAACAUUGAGUGCCGGCUGAAAGUGUCCUUGCCCAGUGACCUGGGCGCAGCGCUGACGGACGGGGUGGUGCUGUGCCACCUGGCCAACCAUGUGCGGCCCAGAUCCGUGCCCAGCAUCCACGUCCCCUCCCCUGCUGUGCCCAAACUGACGAUGGCCAAGUGUCGGCGGAAUGUGGAGAACUUCCUGGAGGCGUGCCGCAGAAUCGGAGUCCCUCAGGAGAGGCUGUGCUCCGUGGGGGAGGUGCUGCGGGGGGAGGACAGGGGGGUGCUGCGGACGCUGGCGGAGCUGCUCUCUCGGGCGCCCCCACCCCUGGCCUCUCCUCCGGCGCAGCUGGCCGGCUUCGCCCUCUUCUAUCUCUCCAUCAUGUCCUUGCUCUGCGCGCUCUACUGCCACCUGCUGCCCCGCUUAUGAACUGAGACGCCGGUUGUCCAACCGACCUCCCCACCACACAACCCAAAGCCCCCUGAGCAGAACUCUCGGCAGUCCUUCAAACCCGUCUCGUCCAACUGUAUGGCGGCUGCCACCCUCAUCACCACGUAUAAGCUCACACACCAACGCAACACGCGCCGCCACGCCACCCCUCCAGUAAUAGCACUUCUUUGUCUCAGUCCAUCGCGUGUAAAAGAAGAAUACCAUGCCCUUGCCAAUCCCCCACCUUUUUCGCCACCUAUUCCCAUGGCAGCACUCUGAUUGACGGCAAGCUAAACCCGUAAAAAAAAGGGGUAAAAGCACAAGAGUGGGCAGGACUCUCUCAGCCUUAAGAGUGAGGAGCAGGUGUGCCUGUGGAUAUUUCCUGUCCCUCAGACCCAGUCUGCGCAGAGUCGCGUUUGGCCUUGUCUCUCCGUCGUCUCAUUGCUACUCGUCUUAACUUUUUUCCAACAGGAUGGUUUGAAAUGGGACUAAUGAAGCGUUUUGUUUUUUUUUUUUACAUUUGUGUCAAAUCCUUUGCUGAAAUGAUCCCCCCAAAACUUUCCUUGUUGUGCCUUAUCUUACGCGUGUGUGUGUGUGUGUCUGGUUUUUGUUAGCAUGCUUGUCUAAAUGAGGGAAAUAGUGUACCUACAUCCUAUUAGUUUUAAAGAAAAGGAAAAUGUACAUUAUUGCAAUUCAUUAGUUCAUUAUUUCAUUACAUCACACAGUAGCUGUGUUCUAUGUAAGGGAGGCCACAGACCAGGGCUGGUAUGACUGUAGGUUUGUACUCAAGCUGAGCAGACACCACUGUGUCCCUACUCGUGAUCAUGUGACCUCCAUCAAAUGGUGGCUUGUGUCAGAUGUGCUUCUACUCGGCUUGGGUAAAGCCCAAUCUGCUUUCUCAGCCCUCUGUUGAUUUAGACUAGGCAGGCAACCCUCUCCUGCACUGUCAUUUGUGUCUCUCUGCAUGGAGGUUAUUCAGCGUAUUGAAGUGUGUGUUAGCCGGACGAGUGAUGGUUUGCGUAAAAAGCACACGAGCUGCUGCUUUCUGGAAAGCACAUAACGACUUUGCUGCUCGUCUCACCUGAGCGUCCUCGAACUCACGUUACCUGCUGCUGCUCACUGAUGGCCUCGUUUUUACAGACCAAGCCUGUGACGUCGAGAGCGUGUACCAUGAACUGAUGGUUUUUGUAAAUGAUAAUUGUUAAUCAAGGCUCACUUUUUUCCCAACCCCACCCCGCCCCGUCCCCCCACCCCGCCCCAGAGCCUUUGAUGUCCGAUGCACAAUCAAUCACCUGUGCCUAGAGGGCCCUCCUCCCCUUCCCUUCCAGUUGGUGAACGGACUCUUGUCCACGGAGGGGUAAACCAGGUCUCUCUGUCCUGACCAGUGCACUGAAGACCUGUGCGGUGACUGCUAGGCUGUGCGUUUUUUUUUUACCGUGCGUGUUUUGUAGGAAACGAAAAAGAAAAAAUGGGGAAAAAAUACGAAAUUUGGGGGGGGAGUGAAGAGCGUUCAAGAGAAAAACCCUUGUUACCGAUACGAGAGAGUAGGUUAGAAAAUGGUGGCUAGUUGGCUAAACCCACAGUGACUGUUCCUUCCAACCAAUUCGGCCUAGAAAUGUGCACCCGAUACUAGGCAUGGAGCCAUUGAUGAAACGGCUAGGCAGGCGUGUCGGUAAUGCACACCUAUGCCCGUGCUGUCUCUUUGGGUGUACCAUUUCAAGCCAUUACAAAUUCCUGGAGUAAUAUGGUCAGGGUAAAUAGUGGAAGUGAGUGUAUGUCUCAGUUUUCCUUGACUGAUAAGGAAGUGUAGUGUGUUAUUAGCCACUGAGUCAUUUGUGUGUGUGUGUGUGUGUGUAUGUAUGUGUGUGUGUGUGUGUGUGUGUGUGUGUGUGUGUGUGUGUAUGUUGUCUGAAUGCCAUGUGCCUGCUAUUCCUUCUGUUUACCUGACAAUUCCUCCUUGAGCGCUUUCACUAAUAAACUCGACGGAAGGAUCUACUGUGCCGUUUCUCUUUUCUCUCUCUCUCUCUCUUUGUCUCUUCGUCGGCUGCAGUAACACAACACACAAACAUGUGCCCACAGCUUCACACACUCAGUCCACACACUACACAGCAGAACCAGACCUUGCCCUCCAUUAGACAGAGCCUUUGAUAUUGGAUCCCUGUGCCACUGCUGCUUGUAACCUGUAGGCUUAUCACCCUAGUCAUUCAGCUCCGGUGAAUGACUUCCCAUGACGUCGCUCACGCUUGUGUGGUGUGUUGUGUGUGCGUGUGUGUGUGUGAUCUUGGGAAUCGGUAUCCCCCCCAAUCCCAUCUCGGUGUGCGUCACUCCUGCACAAUUCUUUCCUCUCUCGUUCUCCUUAGUUUAUCCCCCCCCCCCCCACCCCCCUGGAUUUUUCCACAAGGUCAUAGCUUUGUUUUUUCUUCCAUUCUUUCUUUCUGUUUAUUCAUUCUUGUAUUGCCUCUUAAGUUAUGCCUGAGUUUAACAUGUUCUCCAUUUGUUUGUUUUGAGUUGAGAUUUCAGCUCCAUGAUUUGACUUUUGAGUUGAUGUGUGUUUUUAUGAUUUAUUUAUCCAUUGACAUACCCUUUUUUUUGCACCCCCCCACCCCCCCACCCCUUUUGUUCUUUGUGUCCAUGUUUUGUCCCGUCUUCCAUCUGUCUGUGUUUGUGUAUGCCUGCUUGUGUGCCACUGAUUGUUUGUAUUUGUGUGGCUAUGCGUAUAUGUGUGUGUGUGCGUGUGUGUGUGUUUUUGUUUGUCUGCUGUGUUGUGUUGUGUUGUUCUGUGUUGU